Molecule: messenger RNA, 1647 nt
Organism: Serendipita indica DSM 11827
Lineage: Eukaryota; Fungi; Basidiomycota; Agaricomycetes; Sebacinales; Serendipitaceae
Source: the annotation of a GenBank genome assembly
AUGCCGAAGCACUCUUUCAAUUUUCGGUCUGCCUUCGACGCUUUCCGCGAGCGCAGGGCGUCUCCCGCCGUCGUCAAGCGCGCCCCUGGAGAUUGCGGUGUGGAUAGUAUCUACAAGUCCCCGAAGAGCGGUAGCACUGUCAAUCUCAACGACAAGUUUACCAUCGAAUGGAACCCUUCUUGUCUCCCAAACUCUGUCAUCCGGAUCAAGCUCACCUCCCCGUCAUUACAGUCGAGUAAUGGAAGUGUUGGAGUUUGGGCCAACGUCGACGGUACCACAGGCUCUAAGGAGGUCGCUCUCGUCCCCGAACAAUUCAACAACCUUGCAAAAUUGGAACUACAGGUCAGCAUCUCGGCAAACUCUGAGGAAAACACUCCAGAGUUUCUCGUGGAGACUCUCCCUAGCGGACCUUCAUGGACAGGCAUAUAUAACAAGACGCAGCCUUCUGUAGCCACAGGCUCUGGUUCAAAUGGGAACCUUUUGAGCGGGCACUCGUCCAGCAGUGUUACCUCGACCUCGAAUGGCUCUCACGGUGGCAUGACAAAGGGACAGGUUGCCGCCGCCGUUCUUGUGCCGAUUCUCUUCAUCGCCGCGUGUAUUGGCGCCUACGUCUUCUGGUCCAGAAAGAAAGAGGCUGCUAGACGCAAGGAGUAUAGAGAAAACCUCGACCAGCGCAUGUCCAUUGCCCCAGGUGCAGACUGGGCUCCCAUCUCCGCGGCCGGUGCUGCCGCUGCUAUUCGCCAUUCGAUGGCUUUCAGCGGCGCCGGAGAUCGUAACACGCGCUCCAGCAGUUUCUUUGGCCGACAGUCCACGUACCAAGUUGAUCCACCCCAGGAGAUGCGCCAGACUCGCACCAGGAACACAUCAACGGAACAGUCGCGCACCUCGCGAGUCUCGUUUGCCGACAGCACCUUUGAUAAGUCGUUUGAUCGACCAGCUGUUCCUCCCCUUCCCGCAGCCUACCGCAAAUCCCAGUUUGCAGAGGAGAAGGAUGGCGAGACGUUGAGCCCUACCCAACGCACAGGCGCUUUUGCUUUGGACGAUGCCGCCAUUCAGGAUCGUCUGAGUGCUGGUGAAGCCAAUCAUGGUCGGGCUAGUGUUGCUAUCGGUCAGGAUGUGGACACUUUACCUGCCCUUGCCAUGAUGCGUGCGAAUGAAACGUCGCCAGCUGCCCCUGCCGUCGCUAUGACCCGAGAGUCAACGUACUCCAUCGGCGCAUACUCUGGAAAUACGGAUAGCAUCGUCACAGAUUCCAACGCUCCUUCAUUCUUCAACCCUCCGUCAAAUAAUGCUGAUCCGGACGAGGCUCUCCGCAAUUAUGCGUCUCGUACUCCACAGUUCGUUCCUGUCACGACAACUGCCUCGCCGUUCUCUGGGUUUGCUGCUGGCCCUGGCAUUGCAGCCGCCGCCGGUUUCGACAUGUCACCAGAUGCCGCCUUCCGUGCCUAUGCUGCUACUCGUCCCGCCGCACCACCGACUGCCGUUGCACCUGGCGCUCCUUCAACCAUGCGGACGCUCUAUGGACCUACGAUGACUCAAGGUCUCGGCCUUCGUCAGCGAUCGGACACGAUGAGUACGAGCAACAACCCUUACCGGGACUCGAUGGCCCCGAAUCACACUGGUGAAGACAUUGGCAAGGCACAGUAG